Messenger RNA from Alnus glutinosa, 726 nucleotides. Its product is annotated as 14-3-3-like protein D. Gene Ontology annotation, biological process: signal transduction. NCBI's taxonomy places the organism in Eukaryota, Viridiplantae, Streptophyta, Magnoliopsida, Fagales, Betulaceae. Bases 1 to 726 code for a protein of 241 amino acids. Gene Ontology annotation, cellular component: cytoplasm. The transcript has 5 exons. The record is from RefSeq and is a predicted model, not a curated record.
AUGGCUUCCCGCGAGAACUUGGUAUUCAUUGCCAAGCUUGCCGAACAGGCCGAUCGCUUCGACGAGAUGGUGGAUGCAAUGAAGAAGGUUGCAGAGCUUGAUGUUGAGUUGACAACUGAGGAGUUGAACUUGCUCUCUGGUGGGUACAAGAACAUGAUUGGUGCUCGGAGAGCAUCAUGGAGGAUCAUAUCAUCAAUAAAACAGAAGGAAGAAGCAAGAGGAAAUGAAAUACAUGCGAAGAGGAUCAAGGAGUACAAACAGAAGGUUGAAUCAGAGCUGUCAAGCAUUUCUAAUGAUAUAAUGACAUUGGUUGAUGAGCAUCUUAUGCCUUCAACUUCUGCUAGUGAAUCAACUGUGUUUUACUAUAAGAUGAAAGGAGAUUAUUAUCGAUAUCUUGCAAAAUUCAAGACUGGCAAAGAAAAGAAAGAAACUACUGAUCAGUCAAUGAAAGCUUAUGAGACUGCUACCACUACAGCUGAGGCUGAUUUGCCCUCUACACAUCCCAUCCGAUUGGCUUUGGGUUUGAACUUCUUAGUCUUCUAUUAUGAGAUCUUGAAUUCACCUGAAAGGGCUUGCCACCUUACAAAAGAAGCUUUUGAUGAAGCUAUCUCAGAGCUUGACACCCUCAAUGAGGAAUCGUACAAAGAUAGCACCCUAAUUAUGCAGCUUCUUAGAGACAACCUUACCCUGUGGACUUCUAACAUCCCAGAGGAUGGAGGUGAUUGA